Gavia stellata (red-throated loon) is the source of this 411-nucleotide messenger RNA. RefSeq names its product ATP synthase membrane subunit f (gene ATP5MF). The record is from RefSeq and is a predicted model, not a curated record. Bases 19 to 288 code for a protein of 89 amino acids. Gene Ontology annotation, biological process: proton motive force-driven mitochondrial ATP synthesis. Gene Ontology annotation, molecular function: proton-transporting ATP synthase activity, rotational mechanism. The transcript is spliced from 4 exons. Lineage: Eukaryota; Metazoa; Chordata; Aves; Gaviiformes; Gaviidae.
GGCAGCAGCAGCGGCAAGAUGGCGCAGCCGCCGGUUCCCCUCAAGGACAUGAAGCUGCUGGACGUGAAGCUGGGCCAGCUGCCCAGCUGGCUGGCCAUGAGAGACUUCACCCCCGGCGGCAUCGGGGGGGCCCUGCGAAGAGGUUACGACAGAUACUACAAUAAAUAUAUCAAUGUCAAGAAGGGGGGCCUCGGUGGUAUCUCCAUGGUGCUUGCCGGUUAUGUUGUUGUCAGCUACAUCUGGAGCUACAGUCACCUGAAGCAUGACCGCCACAGGAAAUACCACUGAAGCGUGAACGUGCAGCUCUUGAACACACCUGGCUACUGGAACAGUUAUCCUGACAGAAGACUUCAGAACUAUUCAUAUUAAAAUCUGUACUAUUAUGACCAAUAAUAAAGUGCAUACACUUUA